Nicotiana tabacum (common tobacco) is the source of this 968-nucleotide messenger RNA. Its product is annotated as ethylene-responsive transcription factor ERF027-like. Gene Ontology annotation, biological process: regulation of DNA-templated transcription. Gene Ontology annotation, molecular function: DNA-binding transcription factor activity; DNA binding. The record is from RefSeq and is a predicted model, not a curated record. Lineage: Eukaryota; Viridiplantae; Streptophyta; Magnoliopsida; Solanales; Solanaceae.
AGUGAUGAGCACAUAGACACCACUACACAUCAUUAAUAUUUCGCACCUUUAAAUUUUAAAUUUUGGCUUCGUCUCUACAUAUACAAACGCAUAUAUAUAGCUAGGUGUUUAAAUUUAGUGUACUAGUAGAGUGAAAUCAAUUAUAUGGCUGACCUUUCACACACUACCAAGUCUAGUCAACUAUCAAACACUGUAGUUGAAAACAAACAGUCUGCUAGAACAAAUACCAAACAUCCUUUGUAUAGGGGAAUACGUUGCAGAAGUGGGAAAUGGGUGUCUGAAAUUAGAGAGCCACGUAAAACUACAAGAAUAUGGCUAGGAACAUUUCCUACUCCAGAAAUGGCAGCUGCUGCCUAUGAUGUUGCUGCCUUAGCUUUAAAAGGCAGUGAUAAUGUUGUACUAAACUUCCCUUGUCAUGUCAACUCCUAUCCACAGCUCCCUCCCUCACCUUCUCCGGCCGAUAUACAAAGCGCGGCCGCCACUGCGGCCGUGCUUAUGAAGCAAGAAGCCGGAGAAGGUACAGUGGUGGCUCAGCAAGGCAAUGAUGAUCAGUUAUCAGGAAGCAAUGGCGUCGGAGCUACAUUUAAUGAAGGGGAUUCAGUUGAAUUUCCUUCACUUGAAAAUUAUAACGUGCAAAUAGGAGAGAAAUAUGUAGAUGAGGAUGAUGUAUUUUAUAUGCCUAAUUUGCUUGUUGAUAUGGCGGAGGCAAUGAUGAUGAGCCCUCCAAGAAUAAACUCCUCAACAUUGGAAGAUUCAAAAGGAGAUCCCUCGUAUAUUGAAAGUCUUUGGAGCUAUUGAAGAGAAUGAAGAAGAACACAAUUCGCAAGUUCACUAUAGUUUUUUGGUUAGUUAAAAAUGUAAUCACAUGUUAUAAACACGAACAAUGAUUAGCAGUUCAAAAUUUGUUUGAGCUAAAACAAUUCAAAGAUAUUCUUAACACAGUAUUGAUAUUGUCCGCUUUGAGUCAA